GCUACUCGAACCACCUCCUACUCGUCUUAAUUGUCACCGGUAGACACGUUGGAUCGGAGCAGGCUGCGAUGGCUGCCCAUAUGGCCAAGAUGCUGGCAUCUCGCUGGCCCCGGGAUCCGUGCCGUCCGUGGGCUGGAGGCAUAGCUCGCUGCGGACCGCUCGACGCGAGAGCUCCGAGAGGGGGCGGGCGUUUUUCCCUCUAGCCCCGCCAUCAACGCCCAAGCGGCGCCGGGCAAAAGCAGCCCGCGGCACCGAAACGCUGCCCCCGGCCCCGCGCGGUGCUAGCACACAUACAACAGCUCGGCCAAGAUGGCCACGACCCUGCGCGGCCGCCCCGUCGACCCCUACGCCCUGCCCCCCGAAGCUGGUACAAGGCCAAAUUACGGCAAUGAAAGGACGUCCGAGUGCCUCGUCGACGAGGACCGGCCGCCGACCCCCGAUAGGUACAAGAAGUGGCGCAAGUCGACCUACAGUGUACCGGGCACGCGGAUCAUCCACCCGGGCGGCGUCGACGACUGGCGCGACGUGAAGCACCCGGAGUUCUUCGGCGUGCGCAAGAAGGACCCGGGCGAGGGCGAACACGUCGACGAUGUGCUGGCGCAGCCCGGGGCCGAGAGCGAGUACGCCCAGACGAAGCUCACGCAAGCUGAAAGACAUUAUCACUCCACGAGGAUGGAGCCGCUGGGCAAGUGCUUCUCGCACGGCCACGUGCUACCCGAGGAGUGUAGAACAAGAGAGCACAAGUUCGGCAAGUCGACGAUCACGCCUGGAGGGAACGACUCGAAAACUUUGAUCUAUAUGCCGUCCGCGAAGCCCGUGCCGGGCGAACGGGCCCAGUACAUCAAGAGCCACGGUUCUUACGGUCCCGGGGAACAACGCUCAAGAGACUACGACUGGAAGGGCUGCGACCUGAAGACUCAUAGAUUUGGGGAAGGCGUCGGGAGUUAUGUCGCGCUGAACGGUCUGGCGCUGGGCGCGACGGCGGCCAUGGAGCAGCUCGACCCCCAGCCCAUCAUCUCCCAGCGCAUGCGCAAUUUUAAAGCCCUACAAGACAAGCUCGGGCAAUCGAGGUACCUCGGGCACACCGGCGCGUAUCAAUUCGGCAAGAUGCACCGCUAUGGGAAGAAGUCGGUAAGAGGCGAGGGCGAGUGGGACGCGCGCCAGUGCAUCGCCGGCGACUACGCGCCGGAAGACUGCGAGCCCGAGCCCGAGCUCGGCAAGACGCUGACUCCGGGGUACCGGAACAUCCUCACCGAGAAAUCUAGGGGAAGGACCUUCGGCGUGCCUUCCGUGCGGACGGACAUCCCGAAGUACGCGGUCCGGUCCGUCGCCGACUCGCAGAACUACGGCGACGACCCCACCGGGAAGGAGCUGCUCUACCCGUCCGCCUUGUCGCAGAUGGGCAUUGAUGACGACGAGUUCACGAACCUCAGGGACAAGGACGACAUCUUCUCCCUCUUCAGGGCCACGGGCGCCCAACUCGGGGACCGCGAGCACAAGUUGUAUGACGACGUCGCGGAGGGCGGCCUCUGCUCCAUCGCGACGUUCCACAAGGCGCUCGUGGAGAACCUCCAGUAAGUUUUUACUACUAUAUACUAAGUCUUAGGGGGCGGGU
Molecule: messenger RNA, 1615 nt
Organism: Pelagomonas calceolata
Lineage: Eukaryota; Pelagophyceae; Pelagomonadales; Pelagomonadaceae
Source: the annotation of a GenBank genome assembly